Molecule: messenger RNA, 1589 nt
Organism: Glycine soja
Lineage: Eukaryota; Viridiplantae; Streptophyta; Magnoliopsida; Fabales; Fabaceae
Product: heptahelical transmembrane protein 2-like
Exons: 4
Coding region: 230-1255 (341 amino acids)
Biological process (GO): response to hormone
Cellular component (GO): membrane
Molecular function (GO): signaling receptor activity
Source: RefSeq, a predicted model, not a curated record
GUUUUUGGGAAGCGUGGUCGGUGGACAAUUAUUUAUUUAUUCUAGAAAGCGCGAAUACCGUGACAAUCGAUAUUUUACCGCGGUUCUAUAAGUAUUUGCAAGACAAGAUAUCGUAGAAACUGAAGUGUGGAGGUGCGUGCUUUUGUGGGGGCAAAUAGUAGAUAGUAGAUCUGUCGCAGAGCAAAGAAUCGUCGGCGACGGCGAGGCUGCACUAUAACCGCGAUUAACUAUGAUUAGCCUUCGCCGGAGCGUAAACAAGAUCCCGGCGAAAUCGAAGCGAUUCAAAUGCCGAUUGGUGAAGUUCGAGGAGCUGCCGGAGUACUUAAAGGACAGCGAGUUCAUAUUGGACUAUUACCGCUCUGAAUGGCCCGUGAAGGAAGCCUUGUGGAGCAUCUUCGCGUGGCACAACGAAACCCUAAACAUUUGGACGCAUAUAGGAGGAUUUCUCAUAUUCGCCGUGUUGGCGGCGAUGAGCACCACCUCGGAACUCUGGAAUUUGCUCAGAUCGUCCACGGCGCUCGGGUUGUCGACGACCACGGCGGCGGAGAUGAACGGGUCUAACAGUGACGCCUUCCCGGAUUUGCAUUUUAGACAUGUUCUGGACCCUUCCAUCCUUGGUGAGAUGAAAGGAUCUGGGGUAGAAACAGUUCCUCGAUGGCCAUGGUUCGUUUUCUUAGCUGGAGGAAUGGGAUGCUUAGCUUGCAGUUCUCUUUCCCAUCUUCUGGCGUGCCACUCCAAAGGCUUUAACCUAUUUUUCUGGCGUCUAGAUUAUGCUGGCAUUUCUCUUAUGAUUGUCUCUUCCUUCUUUGCUCCAAUUUAUUAUGCUUUUUUCUGCAAUCCUAACGCAAGGUUAUUCUAUUUAGCAUCAAUAUCUGUGCUUGGAGUCCUUGCCAUUAUUACCCUACUCGCACCUUCACUUUCUACACCUCGAUUUCGACCCCUCAGGGCGUCAUUAUUCCUCUCAAUGGGCUUUUCAGGUAUAAUUCCUGCAGCUCAUGCUGUUGCCCUAUAUUGGGGUCAGCCGCAUAUAUUUGUUGCACUUGGAUAUGAGCUUGUUAUGGCCAUUCUGUAUGCUACUGGAGCUGGAUUUUAUGUUGCUAGAGUACCAGAGCGAUGGAAGCCAGGAGCAUUUGAUAUCGCAGGGCACAGCCAUCAAAUUUUUCAUGUUUUUGUUGUUCUUGGCGCACUUGCCCAUAGUGUUGCCACACUAGUCAUAUUGGAUUUCCGACUGGGAUCACCUACUUGUGCAAAUUAGCCAACUAAUUAUGUGUCUUAAAACUCUUGAGAGAGAAAUAACUAGAAUUAUAUUAUGUCGGUUUUUCCAUUGCAUGAAUUGCAAUAUGAUUGGAGUGAGAAAUGGCUAGGUAAUUGAUAGAGAUGAGAGUGCAUUUCAACUUUCUCUCUUAACUUAGCAGAGUAACAGUAAUGUUGUGUUAUAGCAAAAAAAAAAUUGACAACUUAUUCAUUCAAAUCUUUAGAUAGAAGAUGUAAUCACAGAAAAGAUCACAAGACCAUAUUAGCAUUUAAUGACUUUGUGAAGAGAGUCAUAUUGGAUGUCUCUAAGAAUGGUCACUUAUGCUGCACGUGAA